AUGCGAUUGGGGACGCGAACACUAUGACGCCGUUGGUAAAGACUUUCAUGCAACUCGUGCAGGCGUUUAGUGCGGCUUUUCCUGAGGUGGUGGUGAAAGAUGUUGGGGAAACUGAGGGGUCUGAUGGUGAUGACGGUCUUGACGGUCUUGAUGACGAGUCUGAUCGACGCAGAAGUCGACGGCAUCGUAGUAGUCAUACUGGUAGUCCGAUUGUCAAGGCAGCGGAGCAAUGUUUGAAAGAGCGCGCUUUACGCCUACCUCUUGGGCGGGACGCAUCAACUUCGAACAAGGACAACCCUUCCCCUCUAGGUCGUGCACGACAGCUUAGCUGCAUGAUUGCAGAAUUCUACUCACGUAACCGAAAAUUGCUUCGAACAGGAACUACAACAUCCUCUUCUACCACAGGUCCGACUACUAAGUCCAAGACCUCUAGUCGUACUGAUAUCCAGUUUUUUACACCUCCACCAUUUCCAAGUGUCAGCACCCUAUCUCUCCUUGAGCAGCGACUCCAAAAAGGUCUUUUCCUCGACCAUGUGCGGAACUACGCGCAGAUUGCUUUUUCAGAUUGCGCCUCUGCCUUUUGGAACGGACCGCUUUUACAGCGCGCGCGUGGCCACAGUUUCCACUUAACAUUGGAGAAAACAGCAAUGGUGGUCCUGCAACUGAUUUCUAGAUCUAUUCGUGUCCCUGUGGACCAUAUUCUAUUAGGAUGCUUGUUCCCCUAAUCCUUCAGAAUCAGAAGCAUCCUGAACUUGUUUCCAAGAGGGAAAGGGCAACAGGAUGCUCUUCGAGAUGGAUUUGGGUAUUUGGGUGAGCUCUAAUUUUAUGUGCCGUUGGGGGUUUGGCCUAUUAUCGAGCAACCUUGUCAUAUGCAAAAUGGCAACGGAAGCGAUUCAUCUACAAUCGGCAGGUGGAAGAGUGUCCGAAGCCUCCGAGGAUAACGGAGAGCAAGAUGGAGGCCGAGAAUAGUAUUAUCACAAGCACAACUGCAGGAAAAAUUUCUUCGAAUGGAUCCAUCAAGAAAAUUGACGAUGUUCAUGACGACCACAGAAACGUCACCACCAAUGCCGCGGUUCUUUCGACGUCCGAUGGUCACCUUAGCACAGAUCGAGGAGCAUCAGGACGAAAAGAUCAGAACCAGAAGUCUCCUAUCUCUGCUAGUAGCAAAAGUGAUACUUCUAGAACUUAUACUAGCAGUAAGUACAAACGGGAGGGGACCGCGAGCGACCACUCCGCACCGGAUCGCUUAAGGAAGAAAAAGAGAGAGAACGUUCGCACAGAAGAACAAGAACAGAAUGAUCUGGAAGUGUUGAGGGAGCCGAAGACUGUUGCCGUGGAGGCAACUGCAUCAGAAACUUAUGCAGUAGUGGAAGAAGAAAGUUCUACACAUGAUGUUGAAGCAAAAAAGGAGGAAUCACAGCUACCAGAAGACAACUACAAGGACAACAAGAAGGAUGACCAUAACAAGAAAGGUGAGAUGAAACCUCCUCCAAGGAGAAAAAUCGACUACAACUACGCAGGAACUCCCCAUCCGAAGCAAAGAGGAGACUACGUUACGUACUGGGUGCAACCACUGGAAGACUAUCUAAAGCAUGCAAUUACAAGUGAAAACUUCCAAGAACGGCUGGCUGACGUGUAUCUUCAGAAAGGACGCAACAUUAUGGUCAACAUUAUUAGUGUCCAUCUUUCUCGGCAUCUUGAUCCCUGAUAAGUGUACAGGUCAACGCCUAAACCGCUAAGCCAACUGCGUACUGUUCCCCUGUAUAAUUCUUCUCAUGAAUAUUACAAGGGGAUGAAAGGGGUCGAAAUGAGGGGACCAAGAUGGAUUAAAGCUGAGUCUAAUAACAACUUUUUUCCUAAGACGAUCCCCAGGAUUUGUCCGAGUCGAAGCAUUCUACUGGGUAUCAUCCCGUUUAGGAUUUUAGUGCCGAACCGAGAUGGCCGCAAUGAGGAAGAAAUGGUGGGGAACGUGGUCGUGGACCGAACGUUUGAGAUCAAUGUGCAGAGGCAAAGUUUAUGGCAAUAUAUCGGAAGAUCUCAACAAUACAUCGUCAAUUUCAGUUUUUACUAAGUUUCUCAGCUCCUUGCCUAUUUAUUACAGUACCCAUUAGAGGACUCGUUCUUUCUUCCAUCUUCCCUUCCUUUCUCCUCACUCCCCUUUCAUUUCUCUGUUUCGGUGCCGUAACGUCGCUAUCCAACAUCAUGCGCCAGCGUGAAUGGCGAGCACCUGCAGGUUCAGAUCCCUGGCUUGCGCAGAGAAUUGGCAUGAAUAUUCGUCCAGCAGUGCGAGAGGCAUAUCCUGGUGUGUCGCAGGUCAUCGAGUACCAAAAAAUACAGCCGAAUGAAGACCAAAGUCGCAGGGGAAAGUACUUCAGUCAUGCUAUUCUUUGUCGUUCGUCGCCUAUUCUUGUUGAUCUCCUUCGUCGUUCGUGCCUAAUUUAAAGUGUUUCGCUUAUAAGUACUUGAUAUGAUAAAAAUCUAGUUUUUGUUACUUUUCACCAAGCCUUUACUCUGAGCCGUUCACAAUAUAUGAGUUAUUAAUUCACUUCUACUACCAACAUCCCAUAACUACAGGAAUCUGGACGUUCCGAUGGAUGCGUUUGUAGACGAGCAUGAUACUGGAGAGUGGACCUACGGUUUUGGCUUGCAAGAACACACCUGUGCACCUGGGUUUGCAUUAGCCGUUCAUUUUUUUGACCUCCUGCAAACGCUGGCGACAAACCCUUUUCGACCUGUGUAGCUGAUUCAUCAUGUAGUCUAGUAGUAGAACUCACAAGAUUCACCAGUGUAGAUGAUUCAAUCUACCUGGAAAUCAAAGAGAGACUCACGUACGUAGUUGGACAAGGUUGCAUUUGGAGAUGAUGCAAACGAAGUUAUAAAUAUCUACGCGCAUCAUGAUCCAAAUGUUGUUAGAGAAAUGAUGAAUGAAAGAGGGCGUCACAAGAUCCGUUGUGCAGCUUUAGUUCAUAUCAUCCAAAAGAACCGCUUUUGCUGGUCAGGCCACUCGAGAGCAACACUCGUGUUGCGCUCUCAAGUUUUGUGUGUACAAUCUGUGUCUUCCGAUACGGAUCCGAUCUCAAGGAUUAAUUACGAUGUUGAGACAAGAAUGAGACCAAGAUCAUCUGGAGGUGGCUAUACUGCAGCGACAGUUCAUC
Molecule: messenger RNA, 3155 nt
Organism: Amoebophrya sp. A25
Lineage: Eukaryota; Dinophyceae; Syndiniales; Amoebophryaceae
Source: the annotation of a GenBank genome assembly